Pseudoliparis swirei is the source of this 7621-nucleotide messenger RNA. It is a transcript of the gene cadpsa, whose product is annotated as Ca2+-dependent activator protein for secretion a. Gene Ontology annotation, cellular component: glutamatergic synapse. The record is from RefSeq and is a predicted model, not a curated record. Gene Ontology annotation, biological process: positive regulation of exocytosis; synaptic vesicle exocytosis; dense core granule exocytosis. Bases 1 to 3948 code for a protein of 1315 amino acids. The transcript has 29 exons. NCBI's taxonomy places the organism in Eukaryota, Metazoa, Chordata, Actinopteri, Perciformes, Liparidae.
AUGUUGGACCCGUCUUCCAGCGAGGAGGAAGGGGAAGAGAUCCUAGAGGUGGAGCACAAAGAGGUGGCGGCCGCGAAGAGCGUUGGAGGAGCCCGGUUAUCACCGGGCCGAGCCUCCGACGGCCACAGCGGAGGGGGGCUCCAGUCCCGGGGCCGAGGGAGCGGCGGCGGUGGCGGAGGCGGAGGCGGCGGCGGCCGACCCUCCAGCCCCAGUCCGUCGGUAGGCAGUGACAAGGAGAAAGAGGACUUGGAAAAGAUGCAGAGAGAGGAGGAGGAGAGGAAGAAGAGACUCCAGCUGUAUGUGUUUGUGAUGCGCUGCAUCGCCUAUCCGUUCAACGCAAAGCAACCUACCGACAUGGCCAGGAGGCAGCAGAAGAUCAGUAAGCAGCAUCUGCAGACAGUCAAAGAGCGAUUCCAGGCAUUCCUCAAUGGAGAAACCCAGAUCGUUGCUGAUGAGGCCUUCAUCAAUGCUGUCCAGAGCUACUACGAGGUCUUCCUGAAGAGUGACCGUGUGUCCCGGAUGGUGCAGAGCGGUGGCUGCUCGGCCAGCGACUCGCGGGAGGUUUUUAAGAAGCACAUAGAGAAGCGGGUGCGCAGUCUGCCUGAGAUUGAUGGUCUGAGCAAAGAGACAGUGCUGAGCUCCUGGAUCGCCAAGUUUGACACCAUCUACCGAGGUGAGGAGGACCUCAGGAAGCACCAGCAGAGAAUGACAGCCAGCGCCGCUUCUGAGCUCAUCUUAAGCAAGGACCAGCUGUACGAGAUGUUCCAGCAGAUCCUGGGCAUCAAGAAGUUUGAGCACCAGCUCCUCUAUAACGCCUGCCAGCUGGACAACCCCGAUGAGCAGGCAGCACAGAUCAGAAGAGAGCUGGAUGGACGAUUGCAAAUGGCAGACCAGAUCGCUCGGCAUGGUGGACGGUUUCCUAGGUUUGCGUCCAGAGAGAUGGAGGCCAUGUUUAUCGAGGAGCUGCGGUCCUCUGUCAACCUGCUGAUGGCCAACCUAGAGAGCAUGCCGGUGUCCAAGGGAGGAGAGUUUAAGCUGCAAAAGCUGAAGCGAGGUCACAACGCCUCCAUCAUGGACAUGGGCCAGGAGGACGAGAACACGCUGUCCAAGUCUGACGUGGUGCUGUCCUUCACCCUGGAGGUGGUCAUCAUGGAGGUCCAGGGUCUGAGGUCGUUGGCUCCAAACAGGAUUGUUUACUGCACUAUGGAGGUGGAGGGAGGACACAAACUGCAGACGGACCAGGCUGAGGCCUCAAAACCCACUUGGGGUACCCAGGGUGACUUCACCACCACCCAGCCACUACCUGCUGUGAAGGUGAAGCUGUUCACUGAGAGCACAGGAGUGUUGGCUUUGGAAGAUAAGGAGCUGGGGAAGGUUGUCCUCCACCCGACUCCCAACAGUCCCAAGCAGUCUGAGCUCCACAAGAUGACUGUGUCCAAAGGCUGUCCAGACAAUGACCUCAGGAUCAAGCUGGCCAUUCGCAUGGACAAACCACAGAACAUGAAGCAUUGUGGGUACCUUUGGGCCAUCGGCAAAAACGUGUGGAAAAGAUGGAAGAAAAGGUUCUUCGUGCUGGUUCAGGUGAGUCAGUACACCUUUGCAAUGUGCAGCUACAGAGAGAAGAAAGCCGAGCCGGUGGAGCUCCUCCAACUUGAGGGCUACACAGUGGACUACACUGACCCCCAACCAGGUCUAGACGGUGGCCGGACCUUCUUCAAUGCUGUAAAAGAGGGCGACACUGUGAUCUUCGCCAGUGACGACGAGCAGGACCGGAUCCUUUGGGUGCAGGCCAUGUACCGAGCAACAGGCCAGUCACACAAGCCGGUUCCACCCACUCAGGUCCAGAAACUCAACUCAAAGGGGGGCACAGCACCGCAGCUCGACGCACCCAUAUCUCAGUUCUAUGCUGACCGAGCCCAGAAACACGGCAUGGACGAGUUUAUUUCAGCCAACCCCUCUAACUUCGACCACGGCUCCCUGUUUGAGAUGGUACAGCGCCUCACAUUGGACCACAGACUCAAUGACUCCUACUCCUGCUUGGGCUGGUUCAGUCCCGGUCAAGUGUUUGUCUUAGAUGAGUACUGUGCACGCUACGGCGUUCGAGGCUGCCAUCGGCAUUUAUGUUACCUGAGCGAUCUGCUGGAGAGGGCGGAGAACGGAGCCAUGAUCGACCCCACCCUGCUGCACUACAGCUUCGCCUUCUGUGCCUCCCAUGUCCAUGGAAACAGGCCUGAUGGUAUUGGCACGGUAACCGUGGAAGAGAAGGAGCACUUUGAGGAGAUCAAGGAGAGGCUACAGGUGCUUCUGGAGAACCAGAUUACACACUUCAGGUACUGCUUUCCAUUUGGACGGCCAGAAGGAGCGCUUAAAGCAACUCUGUCGUUGCUUGAAAGGGUCCUGAUGAAAGAUAUCGUUACGUCGGUUCCACAAGAAGAAGUCAAGACUGUAAUCCGUAAGUGUCUGGAGCAGGCAGCUCUGGUCAACUACCAACGCCUGUCGGAAUACGCCAAACUGGAAGAGAAUGUAGGACGGUUAGUCACCCCUGCUAAAAAACUGGAGGACAAUAUUCGCCUGGCCGAGCUGGUCAUUGAGGUGCUUCAGCAGAAUGAGGAACACCAUGCUGAGGCCUUUGCGUGGUGGUCAGACCUGAUGGUGGAGCAUGCCGAAACCUUCCUGUGUCUCUACUCGGCCGACAUGGACGCAGCUCUUGAGGUUCAGCCGCCUGACAGCUGGGACAGUUUCCCCCUCUUCCAGCUGCUUAACGACUUCCUGAGAAUGGACUAUAACCUGUGUAAUGGGAAGUUCCACAGACACCUGCAGGACCUCUACGCCCCCCUGGUGGUGCGAUAUGUGGACCUGAUGGAGUCCUCCAUCGCACAGUCCAUUCACAGAGGCUUUGAAAGGGAAUCCUGGGAACCUGUCAAGAGGAUAACAAGCACCCUGCCCAAUGUCAACCUCCAAAUGCCCAAAGUACCAAAUCUAACAGUGCCCAGUGUUAACCUCCCACAAAUACCCAGCUUCUCUGCACCCAACUGGAUGGCAGCUAAUUCUGAUCAUGGUUCGGGGACGUCAGAGGAUCUCUUCUGGAAGCUGGAUGCUCUGCAGACCUUCAUCAGAGAUCUCCACUGGCCAGAGGAGGAGUUUGGCAAACACCUGGAGACCCGACUGAAGCUGAUGUCCAGUGACAUGAUUGAAUCAUGUGUAAAACGGACACGGGCAGCGUUUGAGGCCAAGCUUCAGAAGAGCAGCCGGUCCACAGACUUCCGUGUGCCACAGUCCAUCUGCACCAUGUUCAAUGUCAUGGUGGAUGCCAAGGCCCAGUCAGCCAAGCUGUGUACUGUGGACCUGGGGCAGGAGUUUGUAAGAUACUGGAGACAAUAUCAUUCCCAAAUUGAUGAUCUAAUUGAAGAGACGGUGAAGGAGAUGAUUACACUGAUAGUAGCUAAGUUUGUGGUCAUCCUAGAGAGUGUGUUAGCCAAGCUCUCCAGAUAUGAUGAGGGAACACUCUUCUCUUCCUUCCUAUCUUUCACAGUGAAAGCUGCCUCCAAGUAUGUGGAUGUACCUAAGCCAGGGAUGGACAUCGCCGACGGUUACGUGACGUUUGUCCGCCACUCCCAGGACAUGCUGCGGGAGAAGGUCAACGAGGAGGUGUACAUCGAGAGAUUAUUUGAUCAAUGGUACACCAGCACUAUGAACCUCCUGGGAACAUGGCUGACUGACCGAAUGGACCUGCAGCUCCACCUUUAUCAGCUGAAGAUUCUCAUCCGGGUUGUCAAGAAAAAGUACCGUGACUUCCGCCUACAAGGGGUUCUGGACUCUACGUUGAACAGUAAGAUGUAUGAGACGGUGAGAAACCGGCUGACAUUGGAAGAAGCCACAGCCUCAGUGAGGGAAGGAGGGAUGCAAGGCAUUUCCAUGAGGGACAGUGAUGAAGAUGACGAUAACUAGAUCAAAGGGCCGGAAAACUACAAGAAUGUUGAAGCGCUAUACUGCCUGAGAACCCAUGCAGCCUUUCCGAGAGGUCAAAAGAGAUUGACCUAACAUUCAACUUUAUCCCUCCAUUAUCUGCUGUUUUCACUCCUGUUAUAGUGCCACAUUUCUGUCUGAAUUGAUCCAAGAAGAAAACACAUGUGUGUCAGUUAACACUUUCAAUACGCACGGUGGUCCUAUCCAUGCUAUUCAAAAAGAAAAUUGUGAACUCCAUGCAAAAUAAGUUAAAUUAAUUAAGAUGUUAAAGACAGGAAGGCGAUUGCAUCCAUAUGGAGUUAAUCUUUCCAAGGCAUGCAACAUAUGAUGGGAGUUUGGGAGCUUUCCUGUUACACACAUAGAGCACCCUCUUUACUUCUGAAUAGCUCAUUCAAAUAACCGAGGAGAUUUCAAGUGAAAUCGUGAAAUCUGUUUUUUUAAGCCUGCCAACAAAUGCAUGAUGAACAUUGUUGAAGUCGUAUUGUGAUUGGUCCAAAUGGCACUAAAGCCGAUUGUUACAAACGGAGUUAGAACAUUUCAAAAAUUACCCCAGAAUGUUCUCAAGCAAUAUGGUUGACUAUUUUGUUCUCACCGCAACUGAGCAAGGCUAUACAUUUCUUUGUGUUAUGCUAAAUGUGAAGUUACUGGUUGUAAAAGGUGCGAAUAUGGUCUCAAAUUACUUUUUUUGUGAAAUGGUUUGCAUCAUGUCUAAAAAAGCUCAACAGAAUGUUUCAAAUGAUGUGCUGUGAUAUGAUGUAACCGUUUUUGUAUGUUAGCCAUGUUUCUCUAACAGUCACAACAAAUGUCGGACAGCAAAAGAAAUCCAAGGCAUCUUCAAGAAUUGAGUAAUUUUAGUGAAAUAGUGACAGUGACAAAAAGUGAGAAGAUCGAUGUUUACAUCUCAAGGAGGCGUUGUGUCAUCUUGAGAAGUCCCAUUCUUUGCUCUCCAACCUGGGCGUGUGAGUAGAUCUUACGGAUUGUCAUCUCUGAGCUCUAACCUCUUUGAAUCAGCCUAAUACAAUCUAAAUGAGUCUAGAUGUUAGCAUGUGUGUAGCAUAGUUGAGAGUUUCACCCAGAACACUUUGGUAGUUUGUCAGUAGUUCCUCUUUAUGAACAGAUUAUGGCAGAUGAAGCCUGAAUCUGUCGGCAACGGGACAAUAUGUUGGUAUUGGAACUAUUCUGGUUACCGUUUGUUGUACGUUUGUACAUUUCCAAAUAGUAAUGACCAAUCACAUUUGAGCAGGCAUUGGUUCAGGUAAACAGCCUGUGUGGAGAGCAAAAGAGGCAGAGUGCAUUGACUAAAGCAAUCUGGGAACCCACAGACUAUUGUCUGAUGAUGGUUUAGCUUUUUAUUGGUUUAAUACUCGCCUGUAAAUUAGUUGCUGGUGAAACUAUCUGGUCGUCGUCAUCGCUUGUCUCCAACUCCAGUUGAUGUUGAUUGGACUGAAAGCAAAUGUCCAGUGUGAGAGGAGAUCUUGGUGUAGCUAUCUGCACCAGAACCCUGGAAAUAUAGUCAGACCGAUAGCUGAUGGCCUUAAAGAUUGGUCAGUACUUUUCUGCGGGCUAAACCGUGUUAGUUCAGGGAGUGUCUUUGGUAUAGAAAACACAAAUAAGAAUAUCAGAGCUGGAAGAGGCACUUGUGUCAUUACAAUAUGUUGUUUGUGAAUGUUACUGUUUACCAGCAAGUUACAGCAACACAGGAAAAAAAGUGUUUGAUUGGAUGAUGAAUGAUCGGAUAUGAUGGAUCCAAUGUCGGGUUGCUCCCUGGAAACACGUGACAUCUCAAGCUGUCUUUGUUACUGCUCUUGAUCUUCUGCUCUGAUUUACAUGACAUGGAUUCUUCAAAAGUUGAUACGCAGUAUCGAGGUAGUGCAGCAGCAGCUAACACUCAGACAGGAUGAUACGAAGACAGUCUACCAGGCCUCCACCACCUGACACAACCACGUUGUUUGAGGUAAAUACACUGAGUUGCAAGGCCAUCAGGUCAGUAAAAUAAUGAGGAAGUCAUCCUCUGGAGAGCAGAAUUGACCAGAGCAAAUAUCUUGGAUUAGUCCAGAGUGUGGGGUCGAUGAAGCAGCACUGGCUGUGGGAUAUGGUCAACCAUAGCAGGGCCAAACCUUCUUUUUAUUCAAAAUAACACCAACGUAAUUAACCUGACUAUGUCAAUAAUAAUCUGAUUAAUUAACACACAAGUACGUAAGAAAUUGGUUUGAAACAAUCAACUGAAAGAAACGCAUGCUUUUAUUAACAGGUAAACAAAUUAAGAUUACGUGCACGAGGGAAAUUGUGCACGCUACAUCCAGGGAUGGCAGAUUUUAUGAAUAAGUGAAAAAUAGGUAACGUAUGUAUAGGAAAUUGUUUUUUGUUUUAUGCAGUGAAAUUGAAAGCGAAGAUUUAAAAUUAACGAGAUUACAAUGCUAUCUGAAGGCUUCAAUAUGAUCACUUAUGGCCUGCGACGUAUACAGGACUGUCUCAGAAAAUUAGAAUAUUGUGAUAAAGUUCUUUAUUUUCUGUAAUGCAAUUAAAAAAACAAAAAUGUCAUGCAUUCUGGAUUCAUUACAAAUCAACUGAAAUAUUGCAAGCCUUUUAUUCUUUUAAUAUUGCUGAUUAUGGCUUACAGCUUAAGAAAACUCUAAAAUCCUAUCUCAUAAAAUUUUAAUAUUUCCUCAGACCAAGUAAAAAAAAAGAUUUAUAACAGCUGAGUGUUUGUCAAGGCUCAGGAAACCCUUGCAGGUGUUUCGAGUUAAUUAGACAAUUCAAGUGAUUUGUUUAAUACCCUACUAGUAUACUUUUUCAUGAUAUUCUAAUAUUUAGAGAUAGGAUAUUUGAGUUUUCUUAAGCUGUAAGCCAUAAUCAGCAAUAUUAAAAGAAUAAAAGGCUUGCAAUAUUUCAGUUGAUUUGUAAUGAAUCCAGAAUGCAUGACAUUUUUGUUUAUUUAAUUGCAUUACAGAAAAUAAAGAACUUCAUCACAAUAUUCUAAUUUUCUGAGACAGUCCUGUACAUACUACUCUAACAAUUGUUAUUGUAAAUGCCAAUAGUUCUUCCAUUCGAGAGUGAGAAAACUGUAUGAAUCCUUGAUAUAGAAGGUAAUAAUGUGUUACUAACAAUCUGUGUCAAACUGCCUGCAUAUAAAUAUAUCAGUGGCCAUACAGGCCUUGUUGUUGAAGUAGACCCGAACUGUGUGGUCUCACUUCUGCAAAUGUUUUCCACAUCAAUCUAAAACCUCUGACAUCUCCCUGUCUUUAUUUUCUUUAAUAGAUAAGUUAGCAAGGCAAUACACAAAGUUUGGUUUUAUUACACUGAUGGAUUGUUUUCAACCUUCUUUUCUUUCAAAUGCUCUAUUUUAGUCAAAUAUAGGUGUAAUAAUAGUUUAUUUGCCAUCUGUUUUCGUAUGUGCUCGGCACUUCACUGCAGGAUGUAUGAUGGGGCUAGUCCACAUUUUAUAGUGGAUGCUGGGAAGUAACGUGUUCCUCUUUCCCUCCUGUCCUUCCUGUACAUCUAGAGCUGUGUGUCACCUUGUGUGCAAUUACUGCAUGUCUCUCCAGUGUUGUUGCUCCUUGUGUGACGUUACCAGUGGGUUCAACAUGCUUCUGACUUCUAGGAGAACCCACCAAGGCCAAGAAUAUUUCAAUAAAGGUGAAUGCAAAUGUGGAAA